GCUAGAGACUCACACCUGGUAGAGGCUUUGCUUCCCAGGCCUGCAGUUGUUUGUUAGAAAGAGGGAUAGGGAAGCGCUAGGCAGGAGCUGAAAACACCAUGGCACCAAGAGGAGAGUCUGUCCUUGAAUAUGCAGAACGAGAGAGGAAAGUUAAAAACAAAGUCACUCACCCCACCAUGGCGUUCUCCACCGGUGGGAGCUGCCUCUGUGAGGCAGGCAGGAUGGGGGCAUUGCUCCCACUUUACAGAUGAGGAAAACUGAGAUUCAGAGGAACAGCCAGCAGAGCUACGUUUCUCGGGGGUCUCCUCCUUCCCCACCUCCUGGGAGCAGGCAAGAGGCCACCUCAGUCCUCCACAGACCGGAUCCCAAAGCCCACCACAGCACUGGCGCUACGGUGGGACCCCCUUCCCUAAACAGGUUGAGAUGUAGCUGUGUGCCCAAGGCGCAGGCCCCUGAGGGCCUCCUGCCUCUGGAAAUAGGCCCCAGGCUGCACGAGGGUGAUAAGCCAGGCUAUUUUCAUUACUUCCUUCCGCCUGCUUCCGCAGCAGCCACCUCAGCUGCAUCCCAUCGAGUUGCCACGCAGGCCUCAGCCAGGACUUUUCAGGCCAGACAGGAGCGCCCACUCAAGGCCUCGCAGCCAGCCUGCCCCAUGCCCGCCUGGGGAGCCCUGUUCCUGCUCUGGGCCACGGCAGAGGCCACCAAAGACUGCCCCAUCCUGUGCUCCUGCCGCGCCCUGGAAACCAUGGGGCUGUGGGUGGACUGCAGGGACCGUGGGCUCACAGCCCUGCCUGCCCUGCCGGCCCACACCCGCCACCUCCUGCUGGCCAACAAUAGCCUUCAGUCUGUGCCCGCGGGAGCCUUCGACCACCUGCCCCAGCUGCAGACCCUCGACGUGACGCAGAACCCGUGGCACUGUGACUGCAGCCUCACCUACCUGCGCCUCUGGCUGGAGGACCGCACACCCGAGGCCCUGCUGCAGGUCCGCUGUGCCAGCCCCAGCUUUGCUGCCCACAGCCCGCUGGGCCGGCUGACAGGCUACCAGCUAGGCAGCUGUGGCUGGCAGCUGCAGGCAUCCUGGGUGCACCUGGGGGUCUUGUGGGACGUGGCGCUGAUUGCUGUGGCUGUGCUGGGCCUGGCUCUCCUGGCUGGCCUGCUGUGUGCCACCACAGAGGCCCUGGACUGAGCCGGGCCCCCAGAGCCCCUGGCCCCAGGCCAGGGGACCAAUCCCUGAGGCAGAUCCCCAGACUCCAACAAACCUGGUCACCCCAAACUGCCAGAAGCCCAAAAUAAACUGGCAGCUCGGCCAUUUUAUAUAAGUUCA
This is a messenger RNA of Sapajus apella (tufted capuchin), 1321 nucleotides long. RefSeq names its product glycoprotein IX platelet (gene GP9). The transcript is spliced from 2 exons. Gene Ontology annotation, molecular function: protein binding. NCBI's taxonomy places the organism in Eukaryota, Metazoa, Chordata, Mammalia, Primates, Cebidae. The coding region runs from base 248 to 1183 and encodes 311 amino acids. The record is from RefSeq and is a predicted model, not a curated record.